UUUCUUACGGUAGAGAUCCACUCACAUCAAUACUCUCACUUCACUAAACGUGACCUUUCUGCUCAGUUUAGACUUCUGUUCUAUCCAAUUCCCUCCUCUGCAUGGUAUGAAACCACCUUCAAAAAAACAUCUUCCCAUAAGGCUUGCCUUUCUUAGCUCUGCUUCUGAAGGAUGAAAAGAAACAGCUUUAAAUCUUCUCGUUCUUCUUUUCUACGAAGCAAUUCCCCAAUUAAUCUCAAGCUUCAACAGCCUUUUCUCUGCCACCAAGAUUUUUGAUACUCUCCAGCUCUACCUCCACGCUCUUAUUCAGGCUUCAUGGAACCUUUCUAGCUGCACAAUAGCUGGUGUCUUUCCAUUCAAUAUGUUCUGUCAGGUACCAAGUCCCAAAGUAUCUGGAUCUUCUUUCUGAAAUGUGCACCAAUCGCUGUCCUCCCCCCACCCCAGACACACGUCUCAUAGGCACACACACUGUACCCAUGCGUCAGUCUACCUCCGACAUCCAAGUUCCUUACACCACUCCUAAUGAACACGAUUUUAAGAAUGGUAUCUCCCAACCACUGUUUUUAGCCCAGUUUUUUUCCUCGAGAACACAACCUUGUUCAUAGUACCUCCCUCUUUCCUCACUUCCCCAUCCAUUCCCUUCUUCAUGCUUCCCCCACUCUGCCAACUAACCACAGAGGACAUUAUUUCUCAGUACUCCCAACCUGCGAAUGAAGAACAAGCUCCCGCUUCCAGCGGUCUACUCACCUCCGGUCUGCCCUCAGGGGCCCCCCACCAGGUGUGCCGACUUCCACACAGUCCUCUCCCUCAUCGUUCCAGCCAAUGCCACCCCACACCACGUUUCCCCCGCCGCCGAUCAGACUCCUCCACACCCACCUCCACUCUGGGUGGCCGCCGCCUCCCCGGGCGCCUCUUCCCACCUCUCGCAGGGCAGCCGGAGAGUGCCGGCGCGCACACUCGCAUUCUCACGCUUCCCAACCUCCGGGCUCGCAGCGGGACCUGCCGGCUGCCGGGGAGCUCAGCCGAGCCGGCGGGUGCUAGGCACCCAUGCAGGCGAGUGCGUGACCACCCUGCCCCGCCGAUCCCCUCGCAGCCCCUCUGCCUUCCUGCCCACGAAGGAGAGGACACAGCAACUCCCCCACCGCUCCGGACACAGCACCUCUAGGUUUGGGAGUGAAACGCAGGAGUAAAGAACGGGAUCGAUGACAGGGUAUAUGAAAAAUUGCUGGAGGAGUCACUUUAGUGGCUUGAAGGAAUUAUUUGACGUUCUACGAGUUUGAUGUUAGGGUACUAUCCAAGAUACCAUGGAUACCAUAGUGACAGACUGAGACCCUGUCUUGGAAGAACUCUCCUUCCGUAGAGACAAUAGAGUAGGAGAAAUUAUUAGGAUGCAAAAUGAUGAGGCAGUAAAUGAGACAAGGUCUUGCUAAGUUGCCCACGCUGGGCUUGAACUUGUGAUCUUCUUGCCUUGACUUCCCACGAUACUAGAAAUGCAAACUUGUUCCAUCAUGCCUAGCCAAGAACUUGAUGAGAAACUACUAUUAACAUUCCUACCGCAUAGGGCAAGAGCCUGGUAACCUGGUAAUUAAUGCAUGACAUAUCGAGACACAAAAAGAGAGGCAACCCCUGGACCACUGCGAGGGACUCACCCGCACCAUGACCGAGACCACUAAGACCCACGUUAUCUUGCUGGCCUGCGGCAGCUUCAAUCCCAUCACCAAAGGGCACAUUCAGAUGUUCGAAAGAGCCAGGGACUAUCUGCACAAGACCGGAAGGUUCAUUGUGAUUGGCGGGAUUGUCUCCCCUGUCCACGACUCCUAUGGAAAACAGGGCCUCGUGUCCAGUCGGCACCGUCUCAUCAUGUGUCAGCUGGCCGUGCAGAACUCCGACUGGAUCAGGGUGGACCCAUGGGAGUGCUACCAGGACACCUGGCAGACGACUUGCAGUGUGCUGGAACACCACCGGGACCUCAUGAAGAGGGUGACCGGCUGCAUCCUCUCCAACGUGAACACGCCUUCUAUGACACCUGUGAUCGGACAGCCACAGCACGAGACCCCCCAGCCCAUCUACCAGAACAGCAAUGUGUCCACCAAGCCCACUGCAGCCAAGAUCUUGGGGAAAGUGGGAGAAAGCCUCAGCCGGAUCUGCUGCGUGCGCCCGCCGGUGGAGCGCUUCACCUUUGUAGAUGAAAAUGCCAACCUGGGCACCGUGAUGCGGUACGAGGAGAUCGAGCUGCGGAUCUUGCUGCUGUGCGGCAGUGACCUGCUGGAGUCCUUCUGCAUCCCAGGGCUCUGGAAUGAGGCAGAUAUGGAGGUGAUCGUUGGGGACUUUGGGAUUGUGGUGGUGCCCCGGGAUGCAGCUGACACAGACAGAAUCAUGAAUCACUCCUCAAUACUCCGCAAAUACAAAAACAACAUCAUGGUGGUGAAGGAUGACAUCAACCAUCCCAUGUCUGUUGUCAGUUCAACCAAGAGCAGGCUGGCCCUGCAGCAUGGGGAUGGCCACGUCGUGGAUUACCUGUCCCAACCAGUCAUUGACUACAUCCUCAAGAGCCAGCUGUACAUCAACGCCUCUGGCUAGCAGCCGCUCAGCUCUCUGCUCCACUCUCCCCUCGUCCUCUGACAACACACUGGCCCCUCCAAUCUCUGUCCAUUCCCCCAGUCUCUCUCCUGCCUCUCUGUUCCUCCAACUCCUCAUCUUGACUGUUCUCUCUACUGCUGACUUAACCCCCCACAGUGUGGGGGACCUGCAAAGAAACAUGGCACUCCCUAUUCCACAGUCAUCUUUGGACAAACUUUCCUCUAGUCUCUGGGUUGGGGGUGGGAGAGGGAAUGGGGUGGGAGUUGGGGGAAGUGCAGUCCUUGGAGAUGUACUGAUAUUCAUUUCCCAGCAUGCUCUAGAGAGGCGGCUCUGGUGCCCAUCCUCCCAGCAUGCUCUGUGGAGGCGGCUCUAGCUCUCGCCUUCCCAGCAUGCCCUUUACCACAAAGGGCUACUUUUCUUUUUUUCUUUUUAUUUAUUUAUUGUUUUGUUCGCUUCUUGUAGAAUUUAGAUGAAAUCAGUGUCUAUGAUUCUUUACGUUUUUAGUAGUCCUAAUGCACUCCUGUGAUAUGACUUCCCUUCCGAUAGGGCACUAUAGCCAGCCUCAGCACUCAGGAAGUGCAUGAGGGCCAUGCACAGCAGGGAAAGCUGAGUCACCUCCAGUUCUCCCACACAAACCUACACACACACACACACACACACACAGCAGCAGCAGCAACAGCAGCAACAACAACAACAACAACAACCUUUAGUCAGGAGUCAGAUUUCCAGAUUCCAAAACCUGCAAAUGAAUGCUGGAAUAGUAAGGAUUCUUAAAAUUUGAGUUCAUUCCUUUAGUUUCAGAAGACCAGUUUUCUGAUGCCUUGGAGCUAUAAUUACACAGAGCUAGUCUGUACUCAGUCAGUACAUUGAUCUACAUGGGCUGUGGCCAAUUGUCACCGUGUGAGUUUCAAAUGUCAACCCAAGAACCUCAGUCUUUGGAUACCAUGCUUAGACAUGUGCCUGCGCCUGAGAAGAAUCACACAGGCAAGGCCAAAUCCUGAUAACCCAGUUUUUUUGUUUAAAAACAUGCUAGGAAUUCACUCAACCCUCAAGAUCUUUGCUAAUUAGAAUUAUUUAUUGCCCAUUUGGCUGGGAACUGUCUCUGUUAUGAUGGAAAUUCAAGAUGAUCUAGGAGAAAUUUGUUUCCCUGAAGAGAACUGAUGAUUCUCAGACACUCCCGCUGAUGUUCCCUAGGUCAUGCUGAGGUCUAUUCUUUCUUGAGAAACAGUGUGUGGGCCUUCUGGCCUGGUCACAUCUCCCGCACAGCCCAGCAACUGCAGGCGCAGCCCAAGGAGACCCGCCUGACUCAGGAAUGGGUUCAGGAUAGAGAGAUUGUGAAGCCAUCAGGAGCAACUAAGCUAUUUCCAUCCACUUCUCCUUGAUUCCUUCCUUUCUGUCUGGCCCUGGAAAAACUUUUGAUAGAUUGUGUUCUGGUUGUUAAGCCCUCCCUCCUGUCCUUCUUAAGAAGCUAAAAGGAAAGUACUCUCAUGCUUUCUAUCUCUCAUCCAGUCUCUGGCUAUCGGGUUUCCAGUUGUCCUCGAGGAAUAGUCCCCAAGUAUUAUAUUUUUGUCCAAAUCUGUAUGAACUGUGGCCCAGGUAGAACCUGAAACCAGGGACAACAUUAUGGCCACUCAUUUCACCUUUUCAGCAUUUUUCAUUUGUCUCCAGGAAAAGGAAGUGAAUUCAACAGAAGAACAUGGUAGAGGAGCAUCCUAAAGGGUGUUGUGUCUCUUGGAUUAUAAAAAUAAUCUUCAGAGAAAGGAAGGAAAAUCCUAUUUUGGGGCCUCGGGGUUUGGCUAGGAAUCAUGGAAUAAUGAACUGGAAAAAAAAAAAAUCUUUGGAGCUCAGUUGCUCCAACAUUCGCCUUUAAAGGCGAGGGAGCAGAAAUCCAUGGAAUUAAAUUGCUGAUCCCAGGCCAUACAUCAAGUGCAGAGCUUGGUGAGAGGGUAUCGUUUCUCUGGAACAGAAAAAGACAGGAGCUGCAUUUUCUAGAGGAAAAAAAAGAUGUUUUUAGAGUUUAUGGACAAAGUUUAUGAGAUUCUGCAUGAGCAGACCUGAGAAAGACUAUAGAUUUCUUUUGUCCCUUUGGUCUACUCUUCCUCUGCUGGAUGUUGGUCAAGCCCCAUUUAGUCCACAGACCCCAGAGGACCUGAGCUGGCUCUGCACCAUCAGCGUGGGGAGGGAAGGAAUGUGGAAGCUAGGAGGGAGAGUGGGAUGAGGGAAGGAGAAGAACAGACUCAAGAGAAGUCGAUUUUUAGGAAUGAACGGGACAGAUUAUAUGUUGGUAUAUCACAGGGAUUGUGUUAAAAACAGCUUUCCUUUAAUGACAGGAAAGUGAAUUCCCUUUUAGGUGAAACUCCCAUUCCCCACUGUCCUCCAUUCUGCCUUUGCUGGAAGAAAGUCAGAGUACCUUUCAGAGUCAAGGGCAAGACAUGGACUGUGACCUGGACAUAGUGCCAGAAAAAUGGCUCAGAGUUUUAAGGUGUGCCCUAGGUGCCAACAGGAUAGCCUCUAGGCAUGACUUCCCUCUGGGGUCCUGCUGCUUUGGUCCAAGGCCAAACUGAGAGCGGCACAGCUGAGAGAGGGUGAGAAAACAUGAGCUGGAAUGAUCCUGUCAAGAGAAGUCUGGAACCUCAUUUCCUGCAACCAAUAGAAAAAGGUCUUUUCCAUUUUUCUGAAAGUGGCUGAUGUAAGAACAGCCAGAAGGAAAGCUCUUUGUGUUAGUGAUGCUCUCCUCCAGGAAUGGUCCUCAGGGUGCUCUGUGCUGCUAGCAGGUACCUCAGUCACACACACCCCAACCCUAGGUAGCCUCUCGGCCUUCUAACUUUCAUUUUCCUUGAAUGUCCGUGGGAUCAGGGAAGAAAGUCUCUUACUGAAGUGCCUGAAACUAGAGCUAGAGCUUCUUAAGACUCGGAUCUUCCUAUCUCGGCUUGGCUAGCGUUUCCCCAACAAGCUCUAGUCUCAAGCUCCAACUUCUCAGAAAGAAUUAAAGAACUUGCUGUUCAAAUUAAGCUGAAAGUAAGACUCAGUAGUCAAACUACAGCAAAAGGCAGAGAAUCACAGGGAGAAAUUUGUACUACCACCCCAGUGUACUCUCCCCAAACUGAUACACACGCACACACACACUUUUCGGGGACUAAGGAGAGAAGCAUAUUAUUAUGUAUAUUUUAUUCAUCAAAAGAGUGAUGCAAAACUAAAACCAUAGAGUAUGAAAAGCUCAGGAUCUCUCCCAAGGAUACAGUAGGGGAGUCAACAGGUGAGAUGGGAAGGAUGGAAACAGGGACUGAUUUUGUAGCUCAGAUACUUAGGACACCUUAGAAGUAGCAUCUUGGUGAUGAUGACCAUGCUCUGCCAAAUUCAUCCAGUCUGCACCUUCCUGUAGCUGCCCGGUAAACUCAACUCUUCAUGUGUAAUGUAAAGUUGAAGUGUCCUAUAAUCUGUUCCAGUUAGUUAGAAAUGAGUUACAGCUCUUUCCCUCCACCUUCAGUCGAGUCCCUGGGCCUAGAGCUCAACUUGAGCUUCUUGGCCCCUCGGGUUGGCAUAGGAAGGGGGAAACUUUUUUGGAAUCUUUUUUUUUUUUUGUCACAUAACCUGCCAUUUUAAGAGUAAAAUUUGUGUUAUGGAAAUCAAUUCAUGAAUAAAAACUACAUUCAAGUUGCAAUACCAUUUCACAGUGAAAUACUUUGAGUAAAAUUUUGUUGCUAGGAUAGUCAUGGACAAGAGUUUUAUCAGCAAAAUGUUUCAAUUAUGUUAAUAAAGAAGACAACGCUACUAGA
This is a messenger RNA of Chinchilla lanigera (long-tailed chinchilla), 6356 nucleotides long. It is a transcript of the gene Nmnat2, whose product is annotated as nicotinamide nucleotide adenylyltransferase 2. Gene Ontology annotation, biological process: NAD+ biosynthetic process. The coding region runs from base 1657 to 2580 and encodes 307 amino acids. The transcript is spliced from 15 exons. The record is from RefSeq and is a predicted model, not a curated record. NCBI's taxonomy places the organism in Eukaryota, Metazoa, Chordata, Mammalia, Rodentia, Chinchillidae. Gene Ontology annotation, molecular function: nicotinate-nucleotide adenylyltransferase activity; nicotinamide-nucleotide adenylyltransferase activity. Gene Ontology annotation, cellular component: Golgi apparatus.